Prorocentrum cordatum is the source of this 546-nucleotide messenger RNA. The record is from the annotation of a GenBank genome assembly. NCBI's taxonomy places the organism in Eukaryota, Dinophyceae, Prorocentrales, Prorocentraceae.
AUGGGGAUAGUACUCAACAAGGUCUUAUCCAGGAUCAUUUGCGUGGGCGACAUGCGUAUCAUCAUGGUGGGCCUCGAUGCUGCUGGUAAGACCACCAUCCUGUACAAAAUGAAGGCUGGCGAGGUUGUCACCACGAUUCCGACGAUUGGCUUUAAUGUGGAAACCGUCAAACACAAUCACCUUAGUUUUACAGUGUGGGAUAUCGGAGGUCAGGACACCAUCCGCCCUCUGUGGCGUCACUAUUACCAGAACACUCAGGGUGUCAUCUUCGUAGUGGACAGCAGCGAUCGUGACCGUGUCGAGGAGGCGCGCGAGGAGCUCAUGAAGAUGCUAGGAGAGGACGAAAUGCGUGAUGUCUUCCUGCUCGUCUUCGCGAACAAGCAGGACAUUCCGAAUGCGAUGCCUGCGGCAGAGUUGGCCGAUAAGCUCGGCCUGAACGAUUUGAGCAGUCGUCGGUGGUUCAUCCAGGCGGCUUGCGCCACGACUGGCGAUGGCCUCUACGAGGGGCUAGACUGGAUAUCACGAGUGAUUGUGGGCAGGAAAUGA